Messenger RNA from Exophiala spinifera, 1107 nucleotides. RefSeq lists its product as uncharacterized. Lineage: Eukaryota; Fungi; Ascomycota; Eurotiomycetes; Chaetothyriales; Herpotrichiellaceae. Bases 1 to 1107 code for a protein of 368 amino acids. The transcript has a single exon. The record is from RefSeq and is a predicted model, not a curated record.
AUGUCUUUCAUCAUUCGCCUGCUCCAGCAAAAGCACAAUCCUCCCAGGCCCUCUACCGAGUCCUUUGCCGGCCUCACAGUCCUCGUCACGGGUGCAACGUCAGGCUUGGGCCUCGAAGCGGCUAAGAAGCUGGCCGCGCUCCGUGUCUCCCGUUUGCUUAUAACAGCACGCACUGAAGCCAAAGGACAAGCGGCGAAGCGCGAGAUUGAAGAAUUCCUCGCUGCUAGCUCCGAUGCCACCACUACCAGCAGUGUUUCGGCUUCGGCUGCGACAGAGAUCAUUCCCUUAAUACUCGACAUGUCCUCUUUUGCGGCAGUCAAAUCUUUCGUCGAUGCUCUAAGCACUCGCUUCCAUUCGAUCGAUAGCGCCAUUCUGAAUGCAGGUGUCUUGAUGAGCAAACACUCCUCUAGUUCCGACGGGUGGGAAGAUACUAUACAGGUCAACGCUCUCAGCACGUUCCUACUCGGCGUCCUCCUCUUACCUCUGCUCCUUUCUUCCGGGCUAGCCCCGGGGACAUCGACAGAAGACGGGAAAUCACGCAACAGCAAGAACAAACCACAUUUGACGUUUGUGUCGUCGGGAAAUGUUCACCACAUGAACCCAGAAAAGAUGGCAGAGGUCAUCUCAAGCGAAACGCCUCUCCGAGAUCUAAGCCCGAAAUUUUUCCCGCCCGGCCUUGCGGGCGCGAGUGCUCAGUACAAUCGGUCGAAACUCAUCCUCGAGUAUGCCGCGCGACAUCUUGCAGCUUCAGCCGCUCUGAAAAAUCCAAACGGACAAGGGCCUCGAGUGAUCGUUAACACAGUCUGUCCAGGCAUGUGCAAGAGCGAUUUAGGGCGACAAUUAGGGGAUGGCGCAAUUGUUAAGAUCAUAGCGUGGUUCAUGUAUAGGUUCCUUGGUCGUACAGCCGAGCAGGGGGCCAAUUCAUACACGACGGCACUGUCUGUGGGCGACGAUGGCCACGGCCGGAUGUGGAAGGACGAUCGUGUGUACGAAGACGGCCCGAUGCUGUCAAGUCAACAGGCGACGGAGUUUGGAGAGAAGGUGUGGGCUGAAGUAAGCCAGGUCAUGCUGGAAGCAGACGAAAGCACCAAGGUGUUUCUGGCUUGA